This is a messenger RNA of Microplitis mediator, 1461 nucleotides long. RefSeq names its product pre-mRNA-splicing factor 38 (gene Prp38). The coding region runs from base 338 to 1231 and encodes 297 amino acids. Gene Ontology annotation, cellular component: precatalytic spliceosome. The transcript is spliced from 3 exons. NCBI's taxonomy places the organism in Eukaryota, Metazoa, Arthropoda, Insecta, Hymenoptera, Braconidae. The record is from RefSeq and is a predicted model, not a curated record.
GGAGUUUAAAAAAAACAAUUACUGUAGUUUUGUUGAGGUGAAAUCAGGUGAAAUAUGAGAUUUAUAAGUUACAAACAAAGUAAUUAAUAUUUGUAAUUAUUAAAAUUGGAAAUAACAAAUAUUAUGUACUUGAAGAUAGGAACGAAAAUAAAAAAAAUAAAUGGAAAGUAAAAAAUUUACUGGAUCUAGAUUUCUGAAAUGUUUUACACGUCAGGCGUAAAUUGCAGACCAUCCCCAACUACCUCUUAAGUCACCUUCAGAGUCAAAUUACAUAAAUUAUUUUCAUUUUCGUUGCGUGAAAAACGUUUCGAUAUUCAGUGACAAUCAAAUUUGAGAAAUGGCAAAUCGUACCGUAAAAGAUGCAAAAUCAAUUCGAGGUACAAACCCCCAGUAUUUAAUUGAAAAAAUAAUACGAUCAAGAAUAUACGAUUCGAAAUAUUGGAAAGAAGAAUGUUUCGCUCUUACUGCCGAGUUACUUGUCGACAAGGCCAUGGAGUUGCGAUAUAUCGGCGGAGUAUUUGGGGGCAACAUAAAACCAACACCAUUUUUAUGUUUGAUUUUAAAAAUGCUGCAAAUUCAACCAGAGAAAGAUAUUAUAGUUGAAUUUAUAAAAAACGAGGAAUUUAAAUAUGUUCGCGCGCUCGGUGCUUUGUAUAUGCGACUGACAGGGACAUCAUUGGAUUGUUAUAAAUAUUUGGAGCCUCUUUUUAAUGACAAUCGUAAGCUCAGAUCACAAAAUAAGCAGGGAAUUUUUGAAAUAAUUCAUAUGGACGAAUUUAUUGAUAAUCUUCUGAGAGAAGAAAGAUCUUGUGACAUUAUUUUACCUCGUAUUCAAAAGCGGCACGUUCUGGAAGAGAGCAACGAACUUGAGGCUAAGAUUUCAGCUCUUGAGGAUGAUAUUGAUGAAGGAAUAGAGUCAUCUGAAGACGAAGACAUGCCACCGCCUAAUGAUGAUCGAAAAAAAUUAGAAAAUUAUGACAAGGAUCGUGACCGGUACAAGGACCGGGAUAAGAGACACUCAAGGUCUGAUAAAAAAUCUGAUCGCGAUCGAGCGAGAUCUAGGAGCCGGGAUCGCAAACGCGACCGUGAAAGGGAACGAGAUCGAGAACGCAGAGAUCGGAAGGAUAAAGACCGUGACAAGGAUCGGCAUCGUCGCGAUGAUCGCGAGAGAAAUCGGGAGAGAGAUCGCGAUCGUGAAAGACGAAGAGAACGCGAUCGCGGUCGGUAUUAAUUUUAAUUAUAAAUGUAAUUAUAAUUUUAUAAUAAAGGAUUUUCUUAAAAAAAAAAAAAAAAACAAAUUUAGUCGUAAAUAAAAAUUUUCUUAAUUUAUUUACAUAAUUCAUUAAUACUUAAUAUAAAUAAUGAGCAACAUGUACAUAUGUACUAAAAUAAAUUUACUUAAUUAACGUGAUUUAAAAGUUAAUUUUUUUUUACAAUAUACAUUAUUUUAUAUAAAAUUAA